AAAAAAAAAAAAUUUCAACUUUGUAAAAAUGUCGACGGCAGGACAGGUUAUUAAGUGUAAAGCAGCAGUAGCUUGGGGUCCAGGUCAACCGUUAAUCAUUGAAGAAAUAGAAGUUGCACCACCAAAGAAAGGAGAAGUUCGCGUCAAGAUAUUGGCGACUGGAGUUUGCCAUACGGACGCGUAUACAUUAUCUGGCAAAGAUCCUGAAGGGGAAUGGUGGCCAAUAGUUUUUGGACAUGAAGGAGGUGGUAUUGUAGAAUCAGUUGGCGAAGGAGUGACAUCAGUUCAACCGGGAGAUCAUGUAAUUCCAUUAUAUAUCCCUGAAUGUGGUCAAUGUAAAUUUUGCAAAAGUGGAAAAACUAACUUGUGUUCCAUAGUUAGAUCAACUCAGGGAAGAGGAUUGAUGCCGGAUGAAACUACAAGAUUUACUUGUAAAGGACAAAAGUUAUAUCAUUACAUGGGUUGUUCUACAUUCAGUCAAUAUACAGUUUUGUCAGAAAUAUCAGUUGCAAAGAUUAAUCCUAAAGCACCACUCGAUAAAGUUUGUUUACUCGGAUGUGGUAUAACGACAGGUUACGGAGCAGCCACAAAAACUGCUAAUGUUCAGCCUGGAUCUACAGUAGCAGUAUUUGGUUGUGGUGGUGUUGGUUUAUCUGUAAUUCAAGGCGCUGCAGCACGCAAAGCAAGUCAAAUUAUUGCCGUAGAUAAAAAUCCAAAGAAAUUUGAAUAUGCCAAGAAACUUGGAGCAACUGAUUUUGUCAAUCCUGAUGACUAUGAUAAGCCAAUUCAACAAGUUCUGAUUGAAAUGACAGAUGGAGGACUUGAUUACACAUUUGAGUGUAUAGGAAAUACAAAAUUAAUGAGAGCAGCACUUGAAUCAUGCCAUAAAGGAUGGGGAGAAUCAAUUAUUAUUGGAGUUGCCGGUGCAGGUGAAGAAAUUAGUACUCGCCCAUUCCAACUUGUUACUGGUAGAGUAUGGAAAGGAAGUGCAUUUGGUGGUGUAAAAGGGAGAAGUGAAUUACCAAGUUUAGUUGAAAAUUAUCUUGAAAAGAAGUUUGAAAUUGAUAUGUUUGCUACUCAUCAAUUUAAGUUGGGAGACAUUAAUAAAGCUUUUGAAAUUAUGCAUGAUGGUGAUUGUAUUCGUGCAGUUAUUAGUUUUGAAUAAUUCAUGUAAUAAGGAAAUAGCUUUUGAAUAAAAAUACUUUUUGACUCAUAUUAUAUUUUAUUAUUUACAUCAAUUGCGAUACAUUCUCAAUAUACUACAAAAGCUUCAUUUUUUUAACGAAGAUUCGAGUUCAAUUCCAUUCUUAAGUUGACGGCUUUUUUGAACUUGUUCACCAAUUACUACCUUUAACUCAUCAUGAAAAGCUUUUAGUUACCUAUUAAUAGAAUAUAAGUUCAAUAUAAAUAUUAACUUUUUAAUGAGAGUUCAGUAGAUUUUCUAUUUGUUUCACCUUAAAGAUGAAUAAACCAGAGAAUUGGAACGCCCGAGGCGUUUCAUAAAGCAUUACGCAUUAGCAAUUUUAAUCAUUUUUAUUUUACACAAUAAAAAAAUUUUCUUUACAUUAUAAUGUAAA
Molecule: messenger RNA, 1577 nt
Organism: Rhizophagus irregularis DAOM 181602=DAOM 197198
Lineage: Eukaryota; Fungi; Glomeromycota; Glomeromycetes; Glomerales; Glomeraceae
Source: RefSeq, a predicted model, not a curated record